GCACACGGGCUGUAAGACAAGAGCCUCCGUCCCUCCACAGACCACACCACCUCCUCCUUUCUUCCUCCCUCUCCGCGCCGCCACCCUCCUCCCUUCUUCAGCGGCGAGAACGAGAUGGCCGUCCUCCUCCGCGCCCGCUCCCACCUCCUCUCCGGCGCCAUCCGCCGCGGCUUGCUCGGGGAGCGCGGGCGCGGCGCGCGAAGGUUCUCGACGGGCCCAACCACCGUCAGCGAGGCUUCGGCCACCGGCCGCGGUGCGACGACCGGCGGGACCGCCGCAAACUCCAGCAGGGGUCCGACGAAGACGAACGGCGGCGGGCUAGCGAAUGGACGAGGGGCGGCGAACGGCGGGGGUGGAGCGAGCGGAGACGGUGCUCCGGCCAACGGCGGCGGAAGGACGGCGGCGAACUCCGGCGGGGGGCAAGCGACCGGAGGCGGGGCUCCAGCCAACGGAGGCGGCGGCGGCGCGGUCACCGGCUCUGGCAACGGCCAUGGUGGUGGAUGCGGCGGAGUGUCCCAGCUGCGUAAGGACGCUUUUGGGGCAACCCGCGGUAUAUGGGACGAGUACAACGUUCGCGCCGCCAAGGACCGCGAGAUCUUUCAGGAGAUCAGGGCCUUUAAGAAGGAAAUCGGUACCAACUAUGUUGAUACCAAAGUUCAUCUGGUCACGAGCACGCACCGCAUGGUGACGGCGGUCGGGAUGCUCAUGCUUGGGUGCGCUAUCGGCGUGGCUCCACGCAUCAAGCAGUCCGUCAUCGGUGCCACGGCCGUGGAGGUGGCAGAGGACCUCAAGGCCGACCAAGCCGCAGAAGGCAAGGCGGAGUGAUCUACAACAAGAAGAAGAAAAGGAAGAAGAAGAGGAUGCAUCUCUUUAAUUUGUGGCCUCACUGCCCUCGUGUCCAAGAGGCCUCUGUUUUUUCUUUUCCUCCAAAUACAUGUUUGCUUGCUCUAUUGCAUUCGAAUUCGUAGAAAUUCGUGGCUAGCAUAUGUGUGCUAUAAUGCCCCCCCUGGUAUCUUUCAUUUUCAAGCAUGAGCUACUCGAGUGCUAAACUAUGAUGGUCAAAUAUUGAUUUCUUAGGCAUUGCUUUUCUGUC
This is a messenger RNA of Triticum dicoccoides, 1093 nucleotides long. Its product is annotated as glycine-rich protein DOT1-like. The record is from RefSeq and is a predicted model, not a curated record. NCBI's taxonomy places the organism in Eukaryota, Viridiplantae, Streptophyta, Magnoliopsida, Poales, Poaceae. The coding region runs from base 115 to 825 and encodes 236 amino acids. The transcript is spliced from 8 exons.